Molecule: messenger RNA, 2067 nt
Organism: Nelumbo nucifera (sacred lotus)
Lineage: Eukaryota; Viridiplantae; Streptophyta; Magnoliopsida; Proteales; Nelumbonaceae
Product: MLO-like protein 12
Biological process (GO): defense response
Cellular component (GO): membrane
Source: RefSeq, a predicted model, not a curated record
CUGAUGCUUUUAACGCUUUCUUGUCUUGCUUACACCAGAAGGGAGAACUAGCGCGAUACUUGAUUUAAAAAGAUAACAGUUGAUAGAGAAACAGAGAGAGAGAGAGAGAGAGAGAGAAUAUGGCAGAAACAGAAGCGAUAGGAUCAUCUAUUGAAGAAACACCAACAUGGGCUAUUGCUGCUGUUUGUUUUGUGUUAAUUUCCAUCUCUAUUCUCAUCGAACAUGCUCUCAAUCUCAUAAGCAAGUUCUUUACAAGACGGAGAAGGAAGUCUCUAAGAUUGGCUCUUUACAAGAUCAAAUCAGAGCUGAUGCUUUUGGGCUUCAUCUCCUUAUUACUAACCAUUUGCGAAGAGCACAUCUCUAAGAUCUGCAUCCCCAAGAAUGUCGGCGAGAGCUUCCUUCCAUGCAAGAACUUAAUUCACUCAAAUGACAUUGGGGAAGAACCCAGAUGUGCAGAGGAGGGAAAGGUUUCAAUUUUGUCUAGAAACGGUGUUCAGCAACUCCAGUACUUGAUCUUUGUCUUGGCCUUCUUUCACGUUCUUUCCUGCGUUCUCACCUUUGGUCUUGGGAUGGCCAAGAUGAAGAGAUGGGAAUCUUGGGAGGAAGAAACAAGAACUCUUGAAUAUCAUUUCACCAAUGAUCCAAGAAGGUUCAGGCUCACCCAUCAAACAUCAUUCGGAAAACGACAUCUGAAGUGCUGGAGUGAAUACCCUUUACUUCUUUGGCCUGUCUGUUUUCUUCGGCAGUUCAAUGCGUCUGUCUCCAAAACAGAUUAUUUCACUCUUCGCCAUGGAUUCAUUAUGGCUCACUUUGCAGAAGGUAGUGAGUUCGACUUCCAAAAGUUUCUCAGACGAGCUGUGGAUGAAGAUUUUCACGUGGUGGUCGGAAUAAGCCCGUUGAUGUGGAUAUUCUCGGUGUUGUUCAUAUUUUUCAAUGCAAAUGGAUUUUACAAUUAUUUCUGGCUUCCAUUUAUUCCUUUAGUGAUGCUUCUGUUGGUGGGGACGAAGCUGCAAGUUGUGAUAACCAAAAUGGGUUUGGAAAGCCACGGUGAGGCUCCUGUUGUAAGAGGAACUUUCAUUGUGAAGCCCAGUGACGAUCUCUUCUGGUUCAAACGACCACAAUUGCUUCUCCACCUUAUCCAAUUCAUCCUGUUUCAGAACGCCUUUCAAAUGGCAUUCUUCGCAUGGACAUGGUACAAAUUUGGGCUGAGAUCAUGCUUCCAUAGAACGACAGAGGACAUUGUUAUAAGGAUCGUUAUGGGUGUGUUAGUGCAAGUCUACUGCGGCUAUGCAACGCUACCUCUGUAUGCUCUAGUCACACAGAUGGGUUCAUCAAUGAAGAAGUCUGUAUUCACCGAGCGGGUGAUUGACGGUCUGAAGAACUGGCACCAUAGUGCAAAGCGGAGUCUAGCCACCAGCAGCAAGACCAAUUCUACGGUUGCUUCGCCUGAUCCUUCACCCUCUCGAACACUUCAUACCUCAUUAUCUGACGGACAGGAGGUUGAAACGGUGGAGCUUUAUCAUCCAUCACCAAAUGCUGAUGCUGGACAUCUAGGCGUCGAAAUCAGGGAAGAGAAGUUUGAUAUAAAUGUGAACGACCCCAGAAGCUAUGAUGGUGAGAUCUCGUUUGGCCGGUAAUUAAAACUAGUAAUUAUUGACUCUGCGCGCAGAGAGUAAUUUCUGAGGUCAUCAGCCAUGCAACCUCUGUAAAUUAUAAUGAAGAUUAAUACUCAACUGGAGACUGGAGAGGAACUAAUCAGGCUUGACCUGCAAUUAAAGCCUAUGCUCCUGUAUGAUAUAGAAAGAUGGUCGACGAAUCUAUUCCGGAAUUAAUGCAGUUCAAGUGCUGGAAGCGUUUGUGUGUUCUUUGGGGAAUUUGAGAAGAAUAUGGAGAUUGGUUGGGAAAGAACUACAUUUAUUAAAUGAAUGGUUGCCAUUAUUCAAUUUUUGUACAGAAUGGUGAACACUCCCAGUAAAUUAUUUAUUAUUAGCAUUUUCCCAUAAUUCCAUUGUUGCAGAUCUAAGGAACAUUUAUGGAGUGAAUUGUUAUCGAUACUAUUUGCAGCUA